CAGGAAUAACGAAGCAGAUAAUAGAAGCCAACUAUUAUAUAUGGCUUCUGCGCAACAGAUGACAACAAAAUCGAUGCGAGCGCCAUUUUGAUCCAUCUGCGUGUUUUGCGUAAUGUAAUAUACUAGGUCUUUAAUACAUACGCCAUCGUGAUUGCAUUGCGCUUUACAGUCAAACCACUGGAAUUAAAGAUCGCGGAUUAUUUUUUCUAAUUGUAUCGACUUAACAGUGAAUAUAAGCUUGGCUACAACAUGGAAAAGAACAUGCCUCCCCCUUCCUACGCAGCCCAUCCGCCACAGUAUGGGCACCCGUCGACUCAAUAUGGGCAGCCCCCACCAGUGGUGACCGCGCCCCAGCCUGCGUACCAUCACUACCCUCAGCCAAACAACAACAUGUCCAUGAACAACACCGUAGUUGUGCCGUCGAUGGGACCGGCCUAUGGCGGUGGGACCACCAUUAUCAGGACCCAGAGAGGCAAUGACUCCUGUUGCUCUGGUAGCGUGCCAAACUUUGAUGACACGGUUGGCAAGGUUACCGGUCUCAUCAUGUUGGUCGGAGGCAUCAUCACCAUCCUCAUCAUCGCCGUCUCUCUGGUAAUGAGGGAAUACUACGAGUAUAGCGGACUGGGCUCGAGCAUUGGUGCCUCCGUCUUUUUUUACAUUCCAACUGGAAUUCUUGGAGCGUGUUCCUACCAGAAGUCAUCGUGCGUGGUGAUUUCGUUCUUGAUAAUGUGUAUCCUGACUUCCCUCGAGGCGUUUGCAAUGAUUGUAUAUGAAGGGGUAGCCGCUGGAUUACUCUCCUACGACUAUAUCUGUGAAUGGAUCUUCUGCUACUGGGAACAAAACACGGUGGUCGUUGCCAUGCACGUCAUCGCCUGCAUCAUCGCCUUCGUCAUCUUCAUCUCCGCCAUCGUCGGGUCCGUGUACGCCUGCAUGGGGAUGAACGGCUCCGUGGGCGCCGCUCCAGCAACUAUGGUGGUGACUACCCAGCCUGUUACAUUCCACCCGACAGUGCAGUCUACAACCACUACACACACCAGCUCGACCUAUGGCGGAAGCCAUACCGCAACGAACACGACCUACUACUAAAGCAAUCCGUUUGCAAGACAUCGUCAUUUGUGGUCAUCAUCCCAUACAGGUUUCCAAAACAGCUUCAUGAUCAGAUGAUACUGGAAAAAUACUGCAGAAAUGUGAUUAAAUAGAUAAAUCUGUUUACUAAUGAAUGUUUAUGCAUGCAUGAUUCUCUACCUAAACCCAGUCUUGCGCUUGGCGUGCUCAGUCGCAGUAGGUGACUGCAAUCUGGAUGACAUUCUCCAAUACGAAUGGCUUUCAUGAAACCAUCACAAGUACAGAUUCACAGACAUCCCUUUGAAACACGUAAACAAGUACAUGCAUUUCAAUGAGCUAUGUCUGACAACCUUCUUGCAAGCUUUUCAGUUGUCAAAAGAAAAUGUUGGUUUAAAAGAUUGCAUACAAUUAUUAAUUAAAGAUGUUUAUUUCGUCAUAUAUUCAUAUUCUAUUUGCUGUCUUAACUCGGUGCUCAAAUUAUUUAGUUUGCCAUUAUUUUGUUCAUUUUAAGAAGGCUACAAGGCUAACGACGUUUUGGAUAAAAAGCUUGAAUUUCGAGUUGGCACGAAUGAAGGAACAUUUCGUUUUAGGGUUGUGUAUAUUUUGUCAAUUUUUUCUGA
Molecule: messenger RNA, 1685 nt
Organism: Strongylocentrotus purpuratus (purple sea urchin)
Lineage: Eukaryota; Metazoa; Echinodermata; Echinoidea; Camarodonta; Strongylocentrotidae
Exons: 8
Coding region: 250-1086 (278 amino acids)
Source: RefSeq, a predicted model, not a curated record